GAUAUAAGUUGCAACGCCUUCAAAAAUGGAGACUCUUCCUUUUAUAAAUAAUGACGACCCUCGUCUGAAUUUGAAAGUGGAGAAUAGAAUGAAAAACAUUUUUGUGACGCAAUUUUUGGAGACCAGAGAUGAAGAAGAAAAUGUCAAUCAUAUUCCUGUUAUAACAGAGACUGCUAGCAGAGUCCUGGAGACAGGAGUGAACACAUUACAAAGGACCCUUGUCCUAAAGAAGCAGGUGGAGGUUGAUGAAGUGGAUAGGCAGCUGGCAAAAAAACAGCAAGAAUUCAAAGUCCACAUGCAUGCUCUUGCACAGAGGAGAGCAGAGCUUGAGCUGAAACAGCAGGCGAUGAAUGAUAGAGCAAAGAAAUUUGAAAAGUUUGUUGAGGACAAUGAGGUGAAGCGCCAUCGGUCCCUGAGGAAGUACCAAGCAGCGAGGAAGCAUAAUGAUCUGAAGCAGAAAGAGAAAGAGCAACUCACAGAACAGCUGGAGAAACUGCAGACCAGGCAGCAGUAUCUUAAAGAUAGAGUGACUAAAUACAAGAUGUACGAAGACUACAUGAUGAACAUUUUAGAUUUCCUUCCAGAAAAUUAUCUGGAGUAUGGGGCAGACUCCCUGGUGAUGCCCAUCAUCCGGCGCCAUGAGACCUUGUCCCUAACCCAUCAGGAUUUGGUGGAGCGGCUGGGCCAGUUAGUGGGGGAGCUGGAGCAGGGCCAGCGCAGCUUGGAAAGCCUAAAGCAGGAGCACAACACCAAUAAGCUGAUGAUGAACAGACAGCUGUCCGAACUUCAGACUCAGUGGGACAGAGCCAAGGAAAAGAACAAACAGACUGAGAUGAACUUGUUGAUGCACCAAGGCCAGUCCAGAGACCAGGUUGAGGAAGUGGGUAGCCUGCUGAUAGCUGUGAAGAACCUUGCUGAGCAGUGCUACUUACAACAUUAUGGGCCUCUGGAAAAGAUAGAUAUGCUGACAAUGAUGGACAUGGUAAAGGAAUACAUUCUGGAAAGGACAGACAUAGAGAAGAGAGCUACACAACUGAUAGAGUCAGGCUCUACAUUGACGAGUGCCACACAGCACAGAAGAUCCCUUAACAUUAACACCAAAACACAAGUAAAGAGCAUCAGCAAGACGAGUGGGAGCUGUGGAUUGUCUAGCUGAUUAAUGCUAAAUAGGCCUUUUACAAGUUUGUGGGGAAACAUUUCACACACAUAUGAAUAAAACCAUGCAGGUGUGGCCUAUUGGACACACAUACGUACACACACAGUCAAGGGAGAAAGUGCAAUAUGUUAAUUUUAACUUUGUAAUAUGGUGGUUAUAAUAAUACAGUUUAUGGUAAUGAAAUCACUGUUGUAUGUUAUAGUUUUGUUUUUUGUUACUUUGCAGUUGGACAAGCAUUUCU
Molecule: messenger RNA, 1397 nt
Organism: Esox lucius (northern pike)
Lineage: Eukaryota; Metazoa; Chordata; Actinopteri; Esociformes; Esocidae
Gene: ccdc197
Product: coiled-coil domain-containing protein 42 homolog
Exons: 9
Coding region: 26-1156 (376 amino acids)
Source: RefSeq, a predicted model, not a curated record